AUGCACUUCUUCCACUCGCUGGUACAGAAGCAGCGAGCCUCUGAGCAGUAGCAAGUAAACAAACCUACCUGACAGCCAUAAGCGUCCGUGCUGCCUUUUACCGGGUUGAGCGUAUGAUGGCGAAAAGGAUAGCGCUCGAAACCGACGAGGCUCUGUUGUCAUAAGUUAUUCAGCAAAUAGCAAAAUCGAUUUUGAACAGCGAGGGAGGGUCUUCGAGGAAAACAGUGGGUCGUGUGUAAACCUGCAGCAGGACGCUGAUAGAAGCUCGCAUGAUGCAGUGCAGCACUUCAGAGAAAAUGGGUGAUUUAAACCUGAUUCUCGGAAUCGAGUGUCUAAAAAGAGAUGUGGGCUGGCUUCUUUAGCCACCGUGUGAGUUAUAAAUCAUACUGGACUUAAAGACCACUUUCCCCGCAAUAUAUGCGAGAUGGGACCCAUCAUGCAGGAACGCACAGCAGCCACGACACUAAAGCGCGUCGUUUCCAAAGAGAAGAUACGCGUUAAGAAUGCCGAAAACAGCGGGUCAGUUGCCAGCGCUAAGAAGAGUAACAAGACGAAGAAAGCAGUGAGCCAGGUGAAAAAGGGCCUUCCGGGACCAGGUCAGGAUAAGGACACAGCCACAGCAUCGCAGAGGGGUGCUCAGUCUAAAGGUGGCAGGUUGAAGUUGAGCUCUACACGCAGUACAAGUAAAGUCUCCAGUCCUGAAGAGGAAGGAGAGUUGAGAUCUCAGCUACGCAAGCAGUCUUCUUGGCACAGGAAAGAAGAAAAACGAGAAAAUCUACGAACGUCACAGUGCAGUGGUGAGCUCCCACAGAAUCGUCAAGGGAUGGGAACGAACCGCCGAGCCUUGUCUCUGCCGCUUUCUCCGAUAUCAGGGCUACGUCACUUGCCAGCUCAGCCCCUAACACACUCCCCGGCCCCCACCCCAGAGGGAUUACAGCUGCACUACAAUCCCAAGGAUGAAGACACUGACAGUGCCAGUGAUCUGUCAGAUUCUGAGAGGCUGCCCGUCUUGCCUUCACCGUGUACUCCUUGCACGCCUCCUCAUCUCAACCUCCGGGCAGAGAUUAUCAACACUAAUGAUCUUCUCCCAGAUUUUCCAGGACCCCUUGGGACAGUGUGUGAUGAAGUUGAGAGUCAAACACCAAACUACCAUUAUCCAGACUUUCUGCCUCCUCCAUUCAACUGCUGGAGCCUGAGGCAGCUGGCUGUGUUUCUCCACACCGAGGGCCGCGGUGCCCCCAGGCCCAAACCUGUAGGGCCCUUGGAGAAAUACCUGGAGAGGCUGCUGCAACUGGAGUGGCUCCAGAUCCAAACAAUGCAAGCAGAGAGCAGUCGUCUGCCUGGGAGCCGUCCAAGACCGCAGGGCUUCCCCUCUCAAAGUACUGCUCAUCCAGCAAGGCCUCACACUGCCCCGCCUUCCAGACUCAACUCCCCCAAAGGGGUGCGGCACAGCUCCCGAGCCUUCCCAUUUACACCUGUUAAUAACCCACCAUCGCCUGCCUCAGCCCAGCCCCAGCUCUCUCGUUUCCCAGUUUGUCCACACUGUCACAUUCGCUACCCACUGUGCAACGGAAGCUGCUCUGCCUAUGCAUACCAAUGCCACUCACGACUCAGUCCACUGCUCGAGCGCAAAGCUCGACCAGGUGCGGCAGCGAAGAGAAGCAGCAGCGAGACCAGAACGCCCUCUACAGAAGGUACGAGCCCUGGAGGACAAGGCGGAGGAGGGGCUCGGACACCAGUGAGCCCCUCAGCUGGAAGGAGUCAUCUCAGGCACAUACAAGCUGCAGGAAAUGCUCGUAAACCGCCUCAAGAAAGUGGCACCAACCAAACCGACAGAGGUCAGGUGAGAAGGAGCCGUGUCAGAGCUCAUUCUGAGACGGAUGUUAAAAAGGAUUCAGGAGGAACCAAAGCAGCAAGUGCAGAGAAACAGGGAUAUGCUGCACACAAGAAGGAGAUGAUCACCCCUCAAAGAGAGGAGAGGGACUGUCAGAAGACUGAAGCAAGAGGUCAGGCCUCUAAAACUGCCAUGAAAAGAGCUGCUAAAGUCCCAGCAUCUCUCGGCAAAGCACCAGCUAGCAGUCAUAGCGUACUCAAACAAAACAGCAAAACAAAAAAUGUUCACUUUGUUGCAAAGUAACUCCUAUAUCCCCGAAGUAUAGCGCUUUAGUUAGUGGUUACAUGGAUGUUAAACCAAUGCUUGCUUUCUGUGUAGUCUGUUUAAUACUAACAUGAUCUAACUUCUACAGCAGAAUAAUGAGUCUGAGGUGCACAGCCACCCUACAGCUGAUGCCAUUAGUGACUGAGUCGCUUUAAAGGAAAUAAAUACAGUUAACGAUGUGUUUAAUGCUAAAUAUACAGUAACAGGCCUAAUGCUGAGCAGACAUGAACAUGAACUCGGCAAGAAUUAAUAAAACAUUUUUUAUGUGAACCGAACUUCAUUGCACUUGCAGUCACCCUUCAAUACUCUACGAAAAGUAGAUCAAAUCUAAUGCUAAACAGCUUGAGCAAGUAACUAACAUUGAUGUUUAACACUCUGGUAAUCCAAAACUCAGUUUUUGCUGUUUUAGUGGUACUUGAAGCUACAAUCCUCUUUAUUUUGUCCAACGGCACUAUCCAGUGGCUGACAAAUGUAUUGCACCUUAAGGCACGGUUUCCACUUCCAUAUUUACGGCUGAAAGCAACGCCUCUUGUUCGUGAACUCACACCUCUAGCUGACAGAGCUAAAACGUUGUUUUAAAAUAGCUAUUCUCAUGUUAUGUUGUUUAUUCAUAUAUUUUAAAAACGUACUUGUCCAUGAGAAACAUCGUCAACUCUGCAUCAACCUAUGUACGUCCUCAAACGCUCAAGCAUGCUCCAUGAUUGACUACUGUAUGUAAGCAGUUGUCCAACGUUAUUGGUUAAUGCUUAAUGGCGCUAAGUUCAAAUUACAUGGGGCUCUACAGGACGGGCUUUGCAAAAAAAGACAUAUUGCCUACUUUAUUAGCCUGGCCAGCCAGACUCCUCCUCUGUUUAAUUCUGCACAGAGGAAGAGUCUGGUAACUCUCCUAUUCAAAUAUCCCCACCCCCUGAGACUUCUAACCGAGCCAAUCCGUGCUGAGCAGCGUAUGUCACACACCACAACGCUGAGUUUGUCAUAAACAGGGCGACUGAAGCGGAGUUUGCUGCGGCUCUUUCCUCUGUUCUGACUGUCUUUAAAACCACAACAAGCAAAAGAGCUAAAAGCCAUUCUUCUAAAAAAAAUGUUUGUGCUGUCGCCAGACGCCUUUUUUGACUACAGCUAAAAAACUACAGCGUCACGGACGACACACACUGCAACGCUCAGUGUCUCAUAAUCAACGAAGAGGCGGUGUUUGCUACGGCUCUUUCCUCUGUUCUAAAUGACUUGAAUGUCUUUAAAACCACCAUAAGUAGAAGCGCUAAAAGUCUUUCUUCUGAAAAAAAAACAUAAAUGUUUGUGCCGUUGCCAGACGCCUUUUUUUGUUUUUACUACAGCUAAAAAACUACAGCGCUGCAUGGUACAGUCAGCAGUUCUGUCUUUUUUCUGAUUGGUUAUUUUUGAGCUGGCUAGUCCCGCCUCUCAUGCCUCUCUGCCUUUGAGUAUCCAGACGUACUCUGCUCAGUGCUGAUUGGCUCGGUCAGAAUUCUCAAGGGGUGGGGUUAUUUGAAUAGGAGAGUUACCAGACUUUCUCUGUGCAGAAUUAAACAGAGGAAGAGUCUAGCAGGCCAAGCUGCUACUUAUAUCAUAGUAAAUUUUACGACCAUCACUUUCAUGGAUUAAAAAGAAAUCAUACAUAAAUCCCGAAAGGGUGAAAAUUCCGGACUGUAGUUUUAAAAUGUUUAAUUUUUUUUGUGUGUGCCUCGUGUUUAGAAAAUACUUGUUAAGUUUAAGGAUUUUCAGCAGAAUUGGAGGCACUGCAGUGCCGUGUGAAUUUUCUUUACAUGUGCUAGGUUUUACGUUUUUGUUUACAAGGGCUUUUCAUUAUUGAACAGCUUGAAUUGUAGUCCAUGAUAUCUUGCUGUACUUUGCAUUGAGCUGAGCUCGUCUUGUCGACUAAGAUGGUGGAUUGUUUGCUACGAUUGUAAAUGCGUAUUUUUCCAGUUUUUAUAUACCAUAGUUAUAUUUAUGAGAAGGGUUGUUGUUUACUUGUACAUCUUUAAGUUUCCACUGUUACGCACUUAAAGAGAAAUAUUUAGUAAAAGAGUUGGACGUAUUUUUUGUCUCCUGUGCUGUCAUUUCAUUGGUGUUUCUAUAGUUGAAGAUAGGCCGUAACAUGACGACAUUAGAAACAUCACCUCUAAAAUUCCAUGGAAAUUUAACAACUGUAGAAGUGUUUUAAUUACUGGUUUAUGUUUGUUGUAUAUGCGACGUAGUCUGACUGCCUCUACUAACCCCCAUGUAAAAUAUCAAAGCCAUACCUAAGGAGCUUGAAUGGAGAGCCAAACUAUCGGGAAUGAGUACGGUAUAUCAAUAUGCACCCUGAAAGAUUGUGAUAUUUUCUCAGUGUUUAGUAUUUGUAAGGCAUAAUAAAUGUUUUGCACACAAUGAA
Molecule: messenger RNA, 4547 nt
Organism: Nothobranchius furzeri (turquoise killifish)
Lineage: Eukaryota; Metazoa; Chordata; Actinopteri; Cyprinodontiformes; Nothobranchiidae
Gene: fam217ba
Product: family with sequence similarity 217 member Ba
Source: RefSeq, a predicted model, not a curated record